Symbiodinium sp. CCMP2592 is the source of this 1204-nucleotide messenger RNA. Lineage: Eukaryota; Dinophyceae; Suessiales; Symbiodiniaceae. The record is from the annotation of a GenBank genome assembly.
GUCCUACGACAGCAGCAAAGAAGAUGCUCAGAACCCUUUCCCGGAGCUCGACGACACGCCUCCUGGAAAGAGAGCUUUUCAAAAGGGUAAGGCCGGCAAGCAGCCGCUCAGAGCUGACUCUGCCCAGACAGUUGUCGUGGAAACCCCGCCACCAAAGCUGAAGCGGGCCGGCACCGAUGAGCUAUCAGGGUCUCUUCCUAAGAAGGUGAGAGAUGCUCUGAGAAGGCCGCAGUCAAUUGAUCAGCAGACUGCUUCGGAGAGAAAAGCUCGAGCGAAGAAAACACAAAAGCAGCUCGAGCAGGACUUUGAGGAGGCUACGGAUCCGAAGGAUCAAAGCACAGCUGAGGUAGAUGAGCACAAGGAAGAAAGCGAGGCCCCACCCAAGAAGGAGGCAAAGAAACGCAAAGCUGAGGAUGAUGAAAGCAAGGCCCCAACGAAGCCCGUCAAGGGAAAGCAAGCCACGGCCGACAGCAAGGUUUCUGGGAACAAAGCCACGACGGAGGAUCACAGGACAGCCAGGUCCAGCAAUGAGGCCCUGCCGAGCCCCAAGAAAUCCGCACGCAAGCCGCCGACGAUCGCUAGCCCCAGCAAGGACAAGCAGGCCGACGAAAAGGAAUCCAAUAAGGAGAACACCCUGGAGGACAAGAAGAAGUUUGCACACAAGAUGUACAUGAGGUUUUACAGAAGUGUGCACAGCCGCACCUGCCCGGCCGAGAUCAAGUCGGCAUUCCACCAGUCGAAGUACUGCAAGAAUAAGAUGAGCAGCUUGUACGAGGAUUACCUCCAGACGGAGGGUGACUGGAAGAAAUCGAUGGUCUACAAGACCAUUAAGUCCAUCACCCGAAACGGGCGACGUGGAAUUCGCAGGUGGCUGACCCGAUCCCAAAUGUUGGUCCACUUUGACGAUGCGACCAUUGUGGAUAGCAUUAUCGCCCGCAAAGAGACCGACGAGUACCUGAAAAAAAAGAGGUGCGAGAGCACCCCGACUGCCCAGGAGCCGGGGGGGCUUGUCCAGUACCUCGUCUUGGUGGACGAGGAGGUGACCGACGAGGACGUGGAUGAGAUUACGGAUAUGUUCCGGCAGGAAGACGGGGACGACAGCUCAGGCUCAAACGAUGAUGACGACGACACGCCAGACUCGAAAGGUGGCAAGGACCGGGAAGUCGUGUGCGAGUGUUUGAUGAAUGAAUCAGUGGGUGGGUGA